AUGAAUGAGGUCUUCGAGGUUCGUGAGAUGCCGGGUGGAACUGAGUAUGCCGUCGACCUCCGUCAACAACGAUGUGACUGUGGUGAGUUCCAGGUGGAUCAGAUUCCCUGUCGACAUGUUUUUGCAUGUUGUGCGAAUCAGCGACUGGAUUGGCGAGUGUAUGUCCACGAAGUUUACAAGAUGGACCAAGUUCGGAGGGUUUACCGAGCUAGGUUUCGGCCACUGGGGAAUCCCACAACGUGGCCUGUGUACAGCGGACCUCGAUUUGUCCCGAAUCCGAACCUGAGACGGGUGACGAAAGGUCGCCCGAGGAUGACACGUUUCUUGAACGAAAUGGACACACGAAUAUUACGUGCUCCUAGGCGUUGUAGGCAAUGUGUAGCCGAUGGACACAGCCGAAGUAGAUGCCGUCGGUCAGCUGGUGUAGGUCCCAGCAACCCAGGAUAG
This is a messenger RNA of Arachis duranensis, 447 nucleotides long. RefSeq lists its product as uncharacterized. Lineage: Eukaryota; Viridiplantae; Streptophyta; Magnoliopsida; Fabales; Fabaceae. The coding region runs from base 1 to 447 and encodes 148 amino acids. Gene Ontology annotation, molecular function: zinc ion binding. The transcript has a single exon. The record is from RefSeq and is a predicted model, not a curated record.